Molecule: messenger RNA, 3383 nt
Organism: Schistocerca gregaria
Lineage: Eukaryota; Metazoa; Arthropoda; Insecta; Orthoptera; Acrididae
Product: serine/threonine-protein kinase fray2-like
Exons: 6
Coding region: 59-2212 (717 amino acids)
Biological process (GO): regulation of transcription by RNA polymerase II
Cellular component (GO): nucleus
Molecular function (GO): RNA polymerase II cis-regulatory region sequence-specific DNA binding; DNA-binding transcription factor activity, RNA polymerase II-specific
Source: RefSeq, a predicted model, not a curated record
GCCGAGAGCAGACGUCGCGCCCGAGAGUGCAGCCAAGGCGGCCAGUCUACGCCGUACUAUGAGCGACCGGCGCGUGGCUCUCGCCAUGGCCCUGCUGCAGCUGCUGUUAGCCAGCGCGCCCCCGUCGGCGGACGCCUCGCUGGUUGAGAAAGACUCAACUAUCCCUUUAAAAAAGCAAGCGCAAGUCGCCACCAUUCGUUGUGCACAUCCUGACAGACUAAAGCAAUCGUCUGCAAGAUGUCACCCGCUCAAGCCAGCACCUGUGUUGUCCUCCCUGCCUGCCCUCAACGGAGAGAAGCCACCCCUCGGCAGGAGGAAUGGGCUUCCCAGUGGGGUAGGAACCCACCGUGCCUCGAAGAGGGCUCAGCCGUCACCUUUGCCGCGACCCGUGGACACUGUACCCACACUCACGCCCUCGCCCCCCUCGUCGGCAAGCUGGGCGGCUUCGCCGGAGACUCUGACAUCACCGAUGUCCGCGUCCAUGUUCUUCGCAAGCUCCGCAGUCGCUCCUCAAAUGGGAGAGUACGUGGGUACUGCAGAGCAUUCAGAAGUGAUCUCUUGCUGGGGCGAGCAGCCUCCAGACCUCGUGACGGCAGCCAGUUGCAUGGAAAGCUUCAUGGACCUGAAGCAGUACUGCAACACAUCAGCCUUCACAGAACAACCAGAGGGUGAACUCAACACCCCAAUCAUAGACCUUACCAAGGAACCAAACUUCGACAUACCGUCUAGGACGGUCCCUGGAAAUGACUCUGUCGACUACUCGUGGAGACUAAAUGAUACUAUGGGAUUAAAUGAUAACUACAGUAUUGAGGGGUGGAAGGAGACAGAAGAGUCAGAUACCCCUGCUGAAGAAAUGGAUAUAAUGAUUAGUGACAACAACAAUAACAAUAAUAAUAAUGAUGAUGACAACAACAAUAAUGUGGGAAGAGACUACACAGCCAGUGAAUAUACCCAACUCAAUCCUGUCCGUUACUCUCAUGAUGUGACAUUCGGCGAUAGUGCUAUGCCGUUAUUCACGAAGUCGGAACUCGCAGGCACAGAGACGUACACUACUACCACUACUGCGAUGACAGGUGACGAAGUGUUUCUCGUGGUCGACCGCGAAGAAGUGGUUCCGCCAGUUGCCGAAGAAGUGAUAGUGAAGAACGAAGGGUGGCCGCAGCACACGCGCCACGUCGUCGAGUCCGAGCCAAGUCCCGCACCUGACGACACUGCCGGAUCGAGGCACUCCGCACCAGCUCGCCGACGGCAUGGCCUUAAAGUCGAGUUGCCGGUGCCGAGUGUCUCUGCGGUGGCUUUACAGGUCACUCCGGGCACUGCUUCGGGAGACCUGUUCCAGUCGGUGCCGCAGGACUUCGAUCUCAUGAAGUUCCUCCUGGAGGACGGAAUGCCUGAGGAAGUGCCGGAUCCAUUGGCAGCCCUGUGCAGAGACGGGUGGGUGCCCAACUCGAGCUCUGCUCGUGUUGCACCCGCCGGCGAGAAAACUGCCCCUUCAGACGUAAAGGACGACUUACCCGACGUAAAGGACGACUUAACCCUCAGUGCUGACAAAGGACGGGACGACAGGACAUCGGAGACCGACCGGCAGCACAACACAGGCAAUUCGCGGGACACGAACCGGCAGCGGGAGAAGUUGCAGCUGGUCAUCCGGAAGACCGACAGCCCGGACGGCCACGAAAGUCCAUCAUACGCAGUUGUCCAGAGGCCGCAGAGGGCGGCUUCGAGGCGAGUCCUCCAGGCUAUCAAAGAAGAGCUGCAAGACGACUACGAAGAAGAAGAAUACUUGCCGGACGACAGCGAGUACGGAGACGAGCUCGAACGGGAGUCGGGCGACGGGCGGCGGACGACCGGGAGGAAGCGGCGUGCACCCCGCGGGACUCGUCGGGAGAGGGUGCAGCACGAGCCUCCGAGGCAGAGGAGGCGGACGGUCUCGACUUCGUCGGCCGAUGACGUCCCGAUCUGUCGCCGGUACAGGGAACUGAGAGACAAGAACAACGAAGCGUCACGGAGGUCUCGUGAAAACCGCAAGAUGCGUGAAGCCGAGAUGCAGGAGCAACGUGAGAGGUUGGAGAGGGAGAAUGCCCGGCUGAAGGUCCGUGCGGAGGAGCUGGAGAGGCUGGUGGAUGCCCUGCGUAAGGCGCUUGUCGCAGCAGUGUCGACGUCUGCCACCAGGCGGAGCACGGCGGAGACGGAGACGCGGACCGAGGACUGAGCUAAGCCCGUCCGCCUGCAGGUGGGCGGAGGGAAGAAUGAGGUGUAUUUCUAAAGGGCCCCGGGCAGGGUGCCAUUUGUAUCGUCCGCUGAUGGAGUUUGUGUCGGUGGGGUCGCAGGAGAAUCGGAUCGGUGAAGGCAUUUCGGAACGAGUGUGCAGUGAGAACUGUUUGGGAGGAAUUAAUGGACUGUUCCCGGGUAUAUGCCACCGAUGUCUAGGUACCGGUGGUCACCGUCUGGCUGACAGUUGUACAUGUGGAUCUGAUUGGGACUCUGUGUUCUGAGGAAAACUGGGAUUAGUUUGUGUAGUCUCUGUGUGUUGUAACAUUCACUGGUAUACGAGCGGUGAGAGAUACUUAAGUAUUGCUGUAUGCAUAGCGAGUAAAACUGUCAUCAUUAAGUUGAUUUUGUAACAUCUGAUAUUGUAAGUAAUUUAAGAGCAGGAAUAAGUGAGUUGUCAAUUGUAAGUAGUGCACAGUAUGUAAGUUGCAAUAAGUGAAGGUGAUUUACACUGCAGGAUGAAGGUAAACAUGUAUCAGUACAAAUUUUGUGUAUUGUUGAAAAGACUGACUAGAGGAACACAGUUCUUUUGGUAUUAAAGGAACAACAAGCACUUGGAAAGUUUUUGGGGAAAGUUUUUGCCUCUUCAGCAUUUUUGUUGGUAUUCUUAUUUUCUUCCUGUAGUUGAUGUGGUUGACUCAGGAGCUGUGUGGAUUGUAAGGGAGACAGCAUUACUUGUGCAUUAUUAACAUCACAUAACUGAAUUUCCCAAAUACGGUUUUAGCAUUGUUUCUAAUGUGUAAGAUUCCAUGUGUUGGAAAUAAUAUAAAUGAGUAGCCAUAAUAGGCACAAUGUAAAGUGUCCCAUUGAUACCAUACCAAUUUUUAAGUUACUUUUCUUGCCAGGCAAGUAUUUGUAGUGGCUUGGUAUUGUAAAUACUGACAAUGUACAUUGUCUUCUAACUUCUGAGAAAGAUCACUGUCUGACAGUGUUUAGCAGUCAAUACCUUUUCAUUUACAUGGUACACUGCAUGUACAAUCUUCUUUAUGUCUAUUAGCAUUUUUAAUCACUGGUUUUAUUCUGUGCAAUCUUCGAACAAAUGCAUGUUUUAUUAGUAAUCAGACUGGUCAAUGUGGUUAAAAGUGCAAAAUAAAAGUUUUAUAACAACUUCA